Molecule: messenger RNA, 1444 nt
Organism: Perkinsus marinus ATCC 50983
Lineage: Eukaryota; Perkinsozoa; Perkinsida; Perkinsidae
Exons: 5
Coding region: 1-1218 (405 amino acids)
Source: RefSeq, a predicted model, not a curated record
AUGAGUGUCCAACAACCCUCGGAGCAAAUCUAUGAGCAUGACGUUGACUUCAACGGUGGUGCCUAUGGCGAGGCUCCUAUGGGAACAUGGCGUUCAAUGGCCAUCGCACCUCCGUUGCCUUCUGCCAGAGACAUUGUCUCCAUGGAUUUCCAGGAAGCUUUUGUACGCAAGUGCCUUUACCCGAGUCAGAGUUUCCUCGUAUCUGAAGGCUUCGUCGAAGAGGAAGAAAAGCAGUCAGAAAAGCAAGAUGAGGUUGCUAUAGUGAAGAUACGCACUCCGAGGCGUCCCAGCGAACCGCAGCCGGACUAUUUUGGUCAUCUCCUGGGGCAUCCCAUGUGUACCGACGAGGAUGAUGAGGAAGAGACUCCAGAUGUUCGUGUCGCGGAUCAGCCUGAAGUGAAGGUUGCUGCCACCGAUAGUCACGAAGAGGCAGACGAAGAUGUACGCGUUGAAGACCCGGAGUCUGUCGUAGCUGUGGAGCGGGUGGAGACGCCUGAAGUCAAGGAUGAGAUCGUCAUGAUAUGCCCUGAGAGUCAGCCGGUUCCAUCUGAGUCGGAAAAGGACCACGAGAUCUCCGAGAAAUCGACAGAGGAUGAUGAUGUUGACUAUUUUGGGCAUAUCAUGGGACAUCCCAUGAAUCAUAGUGGUUCCCAGCGCAAGAUCAAGUCACCGAAGGUGAAGGAAGAAGCUCCCAAGGUUGAAGAGGUCGACUCGCAGGAGAGUCAGGGCUCCGUCUUGGGCCUCUUUUUAGGAGGGGUCGAAGUCUGUGACCGAGAAGAAAACAUCGGGCAAUUCGCUGCUCGACCCAAGGAAGACUCCGGUGACUCCGGUGUUGUAGAGGGGGAGGCGGAGGAUCAUGCUGCGCUUGAGGCUGACGAGUGCAAUGCGCCCGAAUCCGAGGCUGUUGAGAAGGCUCCCGAGGUUGUGGAUUCUCCCAAGACCAGAGUUGUUCAAGAUGCGGUGAAGUCUCAUAUGGCUCAAGAAUGUUCUGUGCCACCCUCACCGGAAGUUACUGCUUGCAUUAAGCAAGAGAUCAAUGCUCCGGCCUUUGCACGACGUCCCUCUCGUGAACCAGAGGUUGUACCGGCUCGCUCUAGCAUCGAGGUCAAUCAGACUGUCAAAGCUGAGCGGCUCGGGGCCGGGGCGAAUUCCACCAGAAUCACGACCAAGAAGAAGUCUUUCUUCGCCGGACUCUGCGGCAGCCGGAGUCAUGACUGAGCAUACGAGGCUCUACGGACUCACAGAGACUGUGAUCUCAGUAUGUCCACGUGAUGCAUGCCAAACCGUGUAUAGUACACUAUCAAUUAAUGUCGACGCUAUCAUCGUUACCAUGUGAUGGCAUACUCGCUGAUGAUUCUUCAUGGAAUCAGAUGUCUCGCUGGAGAGCAAGUAUUUCUUUAUCACUGAUUUAUUUUGAUCCGCUACUGACUGUAUGAGUACACUG